CUGAGGCACCGGAUGUAGAUGUACUGUUCCUUUAACAGCCACCAGACUCUGAUAUAUGAUGCUGAGAGGAGUGCAUCAGCUUUCAGUACCCAGUCCACCAGAAUAACUGUGUGUACAUGGGAUGCAUCAAGGAGGACAAACUCUUAAUUUUAUUAACAACUUUUCUUUAACGUGAUAAUAAAGGAUAAAUGGAGCGAGGGUGAGAGCACCACGAUGGACUCGGUGGACCAGAGAGAGCAGGAGAAGCUUAUCAUGUUUAUUAGCUUUCCGCUGUCCUCCAUCAUUAUUCUAACCAACCUGCUCAUCAUCAUUGGUAUCGCCUGCAACAAACAGCUCCAUGACACACCAAACUACUUCUUCCUGAGCCUGCUAGUGGCAGAUCUCUGCACAGGCCUCGCUCUGCCUUUUAUCCCUCUCAUGGGUCUCAAUCGCUCGCUGAAUUUUGAGUCCUGCCUGGUAGUACACAUCUUCCCCAAUUUCCUCUUACUGUCCUUCCUCUUCAACCUGGUCAUGGUACACUAUGAGCGGUAUCUGUGCAUCGUCCAUCCACUGCACUACAGCCAGUUUUGGGUGCACCGCUGCUUUCCAGCUGCACUUUUAGCUGUUUGGAUUCCUCCUCUACUCUAUGCUAGUUUACCCGCAUUCGGAUGGAACAACUGGAAUGAAAUCUUGGAUGCUAAUACAUCCCAUGCUAACGUUUGUGACUACAAUUCAAGAGAACCAGGAAGUGGACAUAACUGCUCAGGAAACACAAACGAUGAGGAGGAUUAUUGCUUCUACAAUAAGAUUUUUCCCAAACCCUUUAUCUACUUGGAAGUUUAUGGGCUACUUUUGCCUGCCAUCUUCUCCAUCCUGGCCAUGACAGGCAAAGUUCUCUGGAUUACUCGAAAGCAACUGCGUGACAUUUGUAAGCUUAAUCGGUCUGUGGAGCACAGCAGGGCCUCAGAACAUGAACAUAGCCUCAAUCUGCGAUACACAAAGUGUGUUGCUGCUGUCUCACUCACCUUCCUGGUCUGUUGGGUUCCCUACAUCGUCUACUUGCAUGUCUCCGUUAUGUUGUUUCGAGGAGCUGGAACGAGAUACUCGUCACUUAACAUCAUUCUCUCGUGCACGGGAAUCGGAAGCAUGGCCAUCAUUCCCAUCAUACUCAGUUUUGCCAAUAGGCAGUACACAGAGCCAGUACGCAAUCUGCUGAUAAAAAUCAGGACUCGCUGCACUAAAGUGCAGGAUCUCAGGAAUCCUACCUGAAAACUCUACAAUUCUUUUUCACAAGAGAACAAAUGUCUUUUCGUACAAGCAAGUAGCAGGAGGUGGACCUCAGCAUUAAAACAAUGUAGCAGAAUUCUUUGUUCAUUCAUAAUGUUUUAUUUCCUAGUUGUUUAUAGUGGUUGUUAAGUAGCUUGGGUAAUAACUUCCUGCUAACAUUCCAGGACAAAGCUUCUCCAAUGGUUUCCAGUAAUGAAAGUAGUGAUGUAUGAUUUAGGUUUAAUGAUUUGCAGAAGUAGGGGGGCACUGUGGCUUAGUGGUUAGCACGCUUGCCUCACACCACCAGGGUUGGGGGUUCGAUUCCCGCCUCCACCUUGUGUGUGUGGAGUUUGCAUGUUCUCCCCGUGCCUCGGGGGUUUCCUCCA
This is a messenger RNA of Tachysurus fulvidraco (yellow catfish), 1631 nucleotides long. It is a transcript of the gene gpbar1, whose product is annotated as G protein-coupled bile acid receptor 1. The record is from RefSeq and is a predicted model, not a curated record. Gene Ontology annotation, biological process: G protein-coupled receptor signaling pathway. Lineage: Eukaryota; Metazoa; Chordata; Actinopteri; Siluriformes; Bagridae. The coding region runs from base 214 to 1248 and encodes 344 amino acids. The transcript has 2 exons. Gene Ontology annotation, molecular function: G protein-coupled bile acid receptor activity. Gene Ontology annotation, cellular component: membrane.